Molecule: messenger RNA, 1136 nt
Organism: Syzygium oleosum
Lineage: Eukaryota; Viridiplantae; Streptophyta; Magnoliopsida; Myrtales; Myrtaceae
Product: truncated transcription factor CAULIFLOWER A-like
Exons: 8
Coding region: 212-961 (249 amino acids)
Biological process (GO): positive regulation of transcription by RNA polymerase II
Cellular component (GO): nucleus
Molecular function (GO): protein dimerization activity; RNA polymerase II cis-regulatory region sequence-specific DNA binding; DNA-binding transcription factor activity, RNA polymerase II-specific
Source: RefSeq, a predicted model, not a curated record
CUCCUCCUCUCUCGCUCAUGAGCUUCCACUCUCUCUCCCUCUUUCUCGCUCUCACUCACUCUCUUCAAUGACAUGGGGAUAAAAGAAUUUAGGGUUUCUUGAGUUCUUGCUCUCUCUCACUGUCCCUCUGGUGAUUUUUUAUUGCAGCUUUCUUUCUUUCUUUUUCUUCCCCCGUCGUUCUUGUUGUUGGGCAUAGCAAGAAAGGAGAGAGAUGGGAAGAGGGAGGGUUCAGCUGAAGAGGAUCGAGAACAAGAUCAGUAGGCAAGUGACUUUCUCGAAGCGACGGACUGGGUUGCUCAAGAAAGCCCACGAGAUCUCCGUUCUGUGUGACGCCGAUGUCGCUCUCAUCGUCUUCUCCACCAAAGGGAAGCUCUUCGAGUUUUCCACUGACUCUUGCAUGGAAAGCAUCUUGGAGAGGUAUGACAGAUACACAUAUGCGGAGCGACAGCUAGUGGCCACUGAUUCCCAUCAAGUGCAGGGAAGUUGGUCGCUUGAAUAUCCCAAGCUCGUGGCUAGGAUUGAAGUCUUGCAGAGGAAUAUAAGAAACUUGUCUGGAGAAGAGCUUGAUCCCUUGAGUCUGAGAGAGCUGCAGUAUUUGGAGCAGCAGCUUGAUACAGCUCUGAAGCGCAUCAGGACCAAAAAGAACCAGCUCAUGCACGAGUCGAUCUCUCAGCUGCAAAAGAAGGAGAAAGCCCUACAGGAGCAGAACAACAUGCUCUCAAAAAAGAUCAAAGAAAAUGAGAAGGUAACGAGAGAGAGUGGGCAAUGGGAGGAGCAAACCCUAGCACCGACCACAUCCUCCUUCAUGCUACAACCCACUUUGCCUCUUCCUUCCCUCACCAUUGGCAACACGUUCCAGACGAGGCAGGUACUUGGAGGAGCAGAACAAGAGGAGAGAUCUCAAGCCCGGCUAGCCAACACGCUCAUGCCGCCUUGGAUGAUACGCCGUUCGAACGAAUAGAGAUUCUCCUGGACAUCAGCUUUUGCAGCCAAAAGCCUUUUUCACUUCACUACAAGGUUAUGUUACAGCUCGAGUUUUAACUCGCUGCUUCCUAUAUAUGACCCUCUAUAAUCGGUGUAAAGUUCUUGAUGUCGGAACCACUCCUUCAUUAUAAGAAAGUAAUUGGGUAUCCAAA